Molecule: messenger RNA, 1670 nt
Organism: Cydia pomonella (codling moth)
Lineage: Eukaryota; Metazoa; Arthropoda; Insecta; Lepidoptera; Tortricidae
Product: cyclic GMP-AMP synthase-like receptor
Exons: 8
Coding region: 230-1543 (437 amino acids)
Source: RefSeq, a predicted model, not a curated record
CAAGGAUUUCGCCGAUUUCGUCGUUCGCGCAGAAAAUUCUAGUUUGUUUUGAUUACAUUUUAGUUAAGAAAGAUAACGUCGCUUGAUUCACUACACCGCAAAUAUAAAAGCAGUUGAAUUGAAUUACAAACACGGUAUUUUCAUGCUAAGAAGUUAAUGCCAUAGUGCCUUGUACAAAAACAGAAGAUUAGCCCAAAAAUUCAAAACAGGGAGAGAAGUUUAGCACAUCAUGGUGGUAUUCUUUACAGAUCAUCUGCGGGCCAAGGGUGCUCAAAUCUUCCCUUUGAAGCCCGAAGUGAAAGUUCCAGCGAAACCAAGCAUCAGAAGUUUGAACAGCCUCCUCCAGGACAUAUAUGUGCGUUUCAUAGCACUAAGAGAUAAGGAUUUUGAGAAAUAUUUCAAUGUGUUUGAAACAAUAUUCUUCAAGUUGCAUGAACUAAUGAAGGAAGCAGAUACUUACUACGGGCAAUAUUCCAGCAAUGUACUAUACGCGGGUAGCCACUACGACAAACUACGCAUCAACAAGCCCGACGAGUUCGACAUGGACAUCGUCAUCGGGCUGCCGGUCAACGCGGACGAAAACCCACAAAACCCGGCUAAAAGCGAUGUGGUCAUGGAGGACAUUGCACCCGGUUUCGUGAGGCUGAAGAUGGGGAAACAGUUUCAGAACUUGCCGAAUAGGGAUCAAAGGAAAGAUUGGGAAAUAAACCAGACGGCUUACAAAUGGCUAGACGAUGACAACUACCUGCUGCGUUCACAGUUCAUGUACUGGUUCAAGAGUGUGGUAGACAAAGCCAUGAACCUCUUCGAACAGAACGAGUAUGGUGAACCCUACAUGGAUGUAGAGGGGAAACCGUACACUCUCCGUUUAUCUGCCAGUGGCCCCGCCUACACGCUCAUCAUCGAGGACAAGCAGUGCGGGUUCCGGCUGGAAGUGGACCUGGUCCCGGCCCUCAAGUUCCCUGAAAGUCGCUGGCCUAUCACCAAGAAAUAUAGAAGGAUACCCAAGCGUUGCAAGAAGGACUUCUUCAUGGUGGUGCCAAAACCCUUAAAGGGCGGUCGCAGCCCGUUCGACUCGGACCGUUCCUGGCGGCUGGCCAUGCACAUUCAGGAGAAGGACCUCAUGUACGACACGUGUCAUAUGAAGCAGGUCAUACGCCUGAUAAAGAAGCUCCGCGAUUCCCUAGGCUUGGACAAAAUUGCAAGCUACUACAUAAAGACCAUUUUCUACCACGAGGCCAUCGAACAACAACAUGAUGAAGAUUUUUGGAGCAGGAAUAGUCCUGCAGAUCUUUUCAUACAUAUGGUCAAGAAGUUUCUACAAUACCUUGAAAAUAAGAACAUUCCAUACUUCUGGAACCCGGAAAAUAAUUUGAUAGAACACAUUAAUGACUCGACUUUAGUCAGCUACGCAAAUAAACUGAGGAAACUUGUCAAGAUUUUGAACAAUCUGGAUGAUCCAUCGAACUAUAAGGAGGGUGCGAAGUAUUUGUUGACGGAGAGUCAAUAUGAGUUGUACAGGAAGAAAAUAUUGCGUGUAUAAUUUGUAUACUAUGGAAGGUAGAGGUAAGGAAUACUAUCUCCAUAGGCAGAACUAUGGAGGGUAGAGGUAAGGAGAACCAUCUCUUAUGGGAAACUGUUCUAGUCAUUUCCUCAAAGGUUAACUGGAA